Messenger RNA from Plasmodium malariae, 723 nucleotides. Lineage: Eukaryota; Apicomplexa; Aconoidasida; Haemosporida; Plasmodiidae. The record is from the annotation of a RefSeq genome assembly.
AUGAUUUUUAAAAUUAAAAAUGAAAAUAAAUUAAAUAAUUUUUAUAUAUUAUUUUAUAUUUUAAUGUUAUUUAAAAUUAUUUUUAUUAUAUUUUAUAAAAAGAUUAAAAAAUGUAGUAAUAGUUUUUUAUAUAAAAUUUUUAGUAUAUUGAUAAUAUAUUUAAAAAUUUUUGUUAUAUUUAUAUAUAGUUAUUUUAAUAUAUAUGAUUUUAAUUAUAUUUAUUUUUAUAUUUAUAAAUAUAAUAAAAAUAUUUUAUUUAAUUUUGAUAAAAAUAUAUUUAAUAAUAUAAAUAUUAUAGAUAAAAUUAUAGAAAUAAAAAAAAUUUCUUAUACUAUAAAAAAAGGAAGAAUUAAAAGAUAUAAAAUUUUAUUAUUAAUAGGUAAUAAACAUGGUUGGAUAGGUAUAGGUAUUGGUAAAUGUAAUAAUAUAAAUAAAGCAAUUAUAAUAGCAAAAAUUAAAGCUUUAAAUAAUAUUUAUUAUUUUAAAUAUUCAAUAUUGAAUAUGUAUAAAUUAGAAUAUGUUUAUUUAAAUUAUAAUAAAAUAUUUAUUAAAUUACAAUUUAAAAUUUAUAAUUAUUUUGAUAUUAAAUUUUUAUUAUUAAAAUAUUUAUUUGAAUGUUUAGGAUAUUUUAAUUGUAAAAUUAUAAUAUAUUAUAAUAUUAUAAAUAAUAAAUAUAAUUUGUUAAAAAAAUUAUUACUAGUAUUGUUUAAUAUAUGUUAUUAA